GCAGCCAACAAUUAUUGGCAAAAACAACAUUUCAAAAUAUUUUUAAAGCGUCUUUUUAAUCAAAUUAUGUUUUUAUAAGUUUUAAAUAAAUUAAUAAUAAUAAUAAUAUAAUCAAGCAAUUAAUAUAAUAAAAAUGGAUUCAAAAAAACGCAGGAGCACGCUACGAAAAUCCAUAUCAACUGAUGUUGAUAUCAUUAAAACUCAGAUAAAGAGACGUAUUAGUUUUAGUGGUAAAAAUUCAGUAAGGGUAUUUCAUGGCGAAGAAGAACCAAAAACAUGGAACAAUUCGUAUGAAAUUUCGGAUCAUUUAAAUGGAAACGAAACUGCAUCAAAUUUAGGUGCACCUAUUAAAAAUGAAAUACCACGAAGCGCUUUAAAAAAUAAACACAAUAAUAAGGAAAAUGUUGGUCAAUCUAAUACGCAACAGGAGAUGCAAAUGGAAUUAAGUUACCAUCAGAAGAAUAUGUCUGUUAGCAACAAUCAAUCAAUUUUUAGUACAACUAAAGAUUUGAUAAAUAAUUCAUAUCAACAUCAAAAUAGUAAAAAGUUUCACAUUGAGAAUAGCGUCGAUAUCACACUCAACGAAAGUGAAAUACAAAAUUUUAAAAAUGAACAAAACAAAGAUCGGGAACAUACAACAAAUAAUUUGUUCAGUUUUUCAUUGAAUGAUAAUGAAAAGGAAGCGCGAUCAAUUAUAUUUGCUGAUAGAACAGUUGACUAUAUGAGCGAAUUAAGAGUAGAUUCGUCAAAUAUCAGAGAUGAUACAAAAACAAACAAUUUAAAGGAUGGCAAAUGCGUUACAGAUUUCAGUGAAUAUAUGGAUGAGGACCAAUAUGUUGAUGUUACAUGUACCACAGUUAAAAGUUCUAAGGAGCCAAUAACAAUUUAUAUGAACGAUUCCCUGUCAAUGUCAGGCAAUGAGAAGACAAUAAAAAAUAAUAGAAGAACAAUACAACAAGCAACAGCAAUGAAUCUUUCCCCCAAUAUGGCCAUACAGUAUGACAAAGAGAAUAUAAAUCCAACAUCACUACCAAAUGUGAACGGAACUCAAAAUGAAACUUGCGAAAUGGAAAUUAACGAUGAACUCAAAAUACCAUCGCAAACAAAUGAUGUAAAUGUUCAAAAAGAAACGCUUGCAUUUCAAGAAAAACUAAAUCGUUUGUCUUUUUUACAAGAUUCUGAUGAUAAUAUGAAUAUCGAUAAUAGUUUAGAAAACCGUAUUGCAGAGCCAAAUAUUAAAGCGAGGUCAACUAUCAACUUUAAUGAAGCUAUGGAAAUGUCUCCAAAAGAGACAUUAGUCAAAAAUAAAAAAAAUUCUCGUGAAACAAUUAAUUGUAAUCAACCUAUUGAAAUAUCACCACAAAAAGGCAAAAGUGAAAGUUCUCAAAUUAUAAUACCGAUUAAAAAAGUAAACCUACGACAGAGUAUUAACUUUAAUAAAACUAUUGAAUUUUCUCCGAAGAAUGUUGAUGUAAAAACAGGGUAUAAUUUUUUCCCUAAAGAUAAGUCUCGGCAAACUUUAAAUUUUAACCAGUCGAUGGAAAUUGAUUCCAAAAAUGCAAUUGUUGCAGAAAGCAAUAAUCAACAGGGAACUAUACCCAAAGUAAGAUCUCGUCCUACUAUAAAUUUCCAUCAACCCAUUGAAACCAGUCCACCCAAAGUGAAAACCAAUUUGCCAAGACAAACGAUUAAUUUUAAUGAAGAUAUUUCUGAUUCUCCCGUAAAGCUAACACAAAAACCUGUUACGACCAAUAACUUGAAUGUUCCAGAAAGUAUUCGUAAACCUGGUCAGUUACCAAAGUUAGUUGUUCGGAAAAUAUGCACACCACUUGUAAAUAAAAAUAAAAAUCCAAUCGACUUGGAGCAACAAAGAAUGUUGCGAUACAAAAAGAAACAAGAACAAAAUGUAGCGUCUGGUUACGCUGAAAAUGUGGCUGCUGUUGGAAUAGAAAAAGGAAAAGGGUCAAAUGCAGAGAAGUCCUUAAACUUUUCGUUGAGUAGUGUAAAAAAUAUGUCUUUGUCGCCUGAAUCGUCGUCUCCCUUAAUUCCAUCCGAAUUUAAAGCUUUAAACUUUAAGCAGUUAAAUGACGAACUUGAACGUGGUAAAAUAAACGUUUUUGCAAAUGCACCAAAAACUCCCAGUACUGAUCGUAAGAACCGAAAUAUCGCAUCUAACUUUUCUUCAAAGCAUUUUCAGUCAUCUUCUCAACCAUUAACCAAACAAAGGAGAACUCUUGUUUUUGAUGAUGUAGAUAUACCGACAUCGUCUGACGACACCUUGAAUAAGGACCAAAAAACUGCAAAAUCAAAUAAUUUUUUCGAUUUUAAUUGUACUCAAGAUGGCAUUUCACAAAACAAGAAAAAUAAUGCUAAGUGUCGUUACUCACAAGCCGAUGAUAUAAUGCUGGAUAAUACUAGUUUCCUAACGAGAGCCAAAUUGAGCGAUGAGACUAUAUGUCGGAGCACUUCAAAGAGGGAAGUAACGCAACUAAAUGGCAUCAUGGACUUAUUUGAUGAAUCAUUAAGGGAUGCCGCGAGUAAACUUGACGGAGGUUUAUUAGGUUCAUGUGUGAAGGCUAAAAAAUCAUGCAAUAAAGAAAAUGAUACGCUUAGUUCUAUGUUUCAAAAUGCCAAACCAAUAUUUACACAAGCAAUUACAAAUAUUAAAGAAUGUAAUAACUAUAUAGAUGCCUACGAUAUAAUGGACAUAUCAACUGCAGUAGAUUAUUCUAAAUUUAAAAAACAAGAAAAUAAAUAUGACAGCAGUUUUCACAAUCCGCGCCAGACUAUACUUUUAAAUCAAAACAUUGAACCUUGUGAGGUAUAUACUAGUAACUAUAUCAACAAUAGGGACUCAAAUGAAAUUCGUGUUAUGAAAAGUGAUAGAAAUGCUCAGGCAGGUAUUUGUUCAAAUACCCAAUUGGAAAUUGAUGACCAAUAUGGCAUUGAUAUUGAAAAAUCACAACAAAAAUCAGUUGAGAAAAUUAACAAAAUAGAACACCUAAAUGAAGAUGGAGCCCCAAGUCAAAAAAACAAAAAUGAAUCGAUUCAUAAGGAGGAAAAUAUCGAAGUUGAAAAUGAUGGUAAUUUUUCUUAUAAUUCAAAGCCAAUAAGGAAAACAUUGCAUUUCAAUAAUGAAUUUUGUGAACUGGAUGUAUCGAUAGCACAACAGCAAUUGGACAAAGGAUUAACUAAUACUGUAGAUACAGGCUUAAAUGAUGAAAAUAAUAUUCACUUAGAAACAACAAAUAAGGAUGAAGCAGAUAUGAAUACUAGACAAAUUCAUAAUUUAGUCGAAAAAUGUACAAUACAAACAAUAUAUCUUAACAAUGAUAUCGAUGUAUCAUUCAACUCUGAAGCCAAAGAAAAUACCAAUAUGGAAAAAUCUACCAAAUCCACUAACGUUAAUGAUGAUUUUAAAGAUUUUCAUCUUAAUGUGGAUGUUAAAGACGAAAAUAUAAACACACAAUGUACUGAUACCAUUAGCAGUAAAAGACAAACAUUGUACCCAAACGAUUAUAUCGGAGACGAAAUAUUAUUCGACCAUGAAAAAAAAACUAUUAUUCCGCAAAAUAAUCAAAACGUAUCAGAAGAAAGUAAAAUCCCCCGAAGAAAUACCAUAUACUUCGACAAUGAUAAUAUAAUUGAAGAUAAUCAAACAACAUCAAAAGAAUGUGAUAAAUCUGAAAUCGAUAAAAAUGGUAUAACUUUAAUGUACAAUUCGGAGAUUAACUUUGAUGAAACUCUUGAAAACCCAGCCCCAUCAUUAGCAUCAAUUCAAAUGCUGGAAAUCACUAAAACCGACAGUUUAAAAUCAACGAGAAAAACCUUGUAUUUCAACAAUGAAAUUCAGGUUGAAAAGGAUGCGUUGAGAACUAAGAAUAAUAUUGAUGCUGAAAAUGCUGAUGUAGGCUCUUUUAAUUCGAAAUCUUUGGUGACAACUCUGUACUUCAAUAAUGAAAUUCCGAUUGAAAACCCGAUUCAAAAUAUUGAUGUUGAAAUAGUUGAUACAGGUGUUUUUAAUUCCAAACCAUUGAGAAAGACGGCUUUUUUCAAUAGUGAAAUUCCAACAGAAAAUGAACAAAUUGAAAGCGUAAACCAUUAUGGAACAGAAAUAAUUAAAACUGGUAUUUGCGAUUCAAAUUCUGCGAAAAAUUUUUAUUUCGAUAAUGGAAUUUCUGUCGAAAAUGUUUCGAUUAAAAAUAUUGAAGUUUGCGAAUUGGAUCAAUCCAAAUCACAAACGACAGAUCAGCUGUUGUGUAAUCGUGUAUCUCAGUCUCGAAAAAGCAUACAUAUAUCACAAGAUAUGGAUGUAACGCUCAACGAAGUAAUAACAAAAGUUAAAGACAAAUCAGAUUUUUGCUGUCCAGAGCAGGGUAAGAUGAUGGAUACAAUAUAUAGCAAUAAUGUCAAUGAGAAUAAACAAGUGGUGCCUCGUAGAAAAAGUGUUUAUACAACUGAGAAUAUGGAUUUAACUUUUGACACAGAUGAACAAGAAAAAAAUGGAAUUGUAACCGAACCACAAGUGCCCAGCAAAGAUAAUCGUAUGAUGGAUUUGAAUUUAGAUAUUGACCAGCAGAUUAAAAAUACAUCUGAAUUUGCUAAAGAUGAUAAAAUAAGUGAUUUUAAAGACAAUAAUGAAAAGUCCUCCUUUGAUCGCUGUCCAAGGCAGGAUAAGCUGAUGGAUUUUACUUUGGAUGCAAUAAGUAGCAAUAAUGACAAUGAGAAUAAACAACAAGUGGUGCCUCGUAGAAAAAGUAUUUAUACAGCUGAGCAUAUGGAUUUGACAUUUGACGGAGAUGAACAAGAAACAAAUUUACUUGUAACUGAACAACAAGUGCCGAGCGGAGAUAACCGUAUGAUGGAUUUAGAUGUUGACCAGCAGAUUGAAAAUACAUCUGAAUAUGCUAAAGAUGAUCAAAUCAGUGAUUUUAAAGACAAAUAUGAUAUGUCAAUCGAUCAAUCAUUUACGCCCGCAGAAAAUUAUCAAUUUCCAGAGCCUGGCGAACCAUUGAAUGCGGCCAAAAUGGUGUUGGCACGGCAUACCAAGUCAAAUUCCAUGACUAGUAAAUCGAAAUCAACGAACACGCAAGAAAAUGCUCCAAUGACACCUGUGAACUUUACUGGUAGUAAUUCUAAUAAUCGCCUGAUUUAUAUGACACCUCGUCUAUCUCUUUUGGAAUUUACAGCUGAGGAAAGAAAAGCCAAAGAAGAGGAACGUUUACAGAAUAUGAAAUAUAUUAGCCCGCUUCGAAAUGAAGGCACUAAUAAACGUUUACCCGUCAAUUUAACGCCAGUACUUUCAAUUCCAAAAAAGAGGCAAACAUUGGUUUUUGACGAUUGUCAAAUAGAUGAAUCGAGCACAUCCCCACAAACUGAAAAAAAUAUUGGAAAACUUGUAAGCCCUAAAGUUCUAGAUUACGAAAUGGAGAUGGUUAAGGAGCAGGAGCCAUUCCGCCUAAGUAGGUGCGGAACUUAUAACCAAGUAAUUGAAAUGUCCGGUAUUGUUUCAAAUGAAUCUGUAUUACACACUCCACCAUCGAAACAAAAAAAAUCGUGUAUUCCAAUACCGAUUAGUAGUGGAAAGAAAUCGUAUAAAUCCUUAGUUGAAACAACCUCCGAUAAUAAUAGAGAAGGAGAAGAUCAAAUCAACAUGGAAGGCGAUAAUCUUGCGGAGAGUAUUCAAUUUAUGCGUAGGGCUACAACGUUUACACAAAGGAGAGACACGACCAUCGGUCCAAUUGAUUUGGAUAUUGAAAAUGAGGCUGCAAGAAAGCCUUCUAUAUUUGAAGGAAAUCCCAUUACUAUUUCUGAUGUUUCGGUCUUCUUUGAAGUUCAAAGGAAAAGCAACAGUCUUAUUCCACAAACUGAGAACAAUUUAGCUGUGGAACAAAAUGAUGUUAACGGCCUCAAGGCUAUAGAAAGAAUGAAAAAGAGUUUGGAGAAUCAUCAUUUAAAUCUUACUUUAGAAGAUAUAGAGCAAACACGUUUAAGUCUUGUACGGAUAUCUUACGAAGAACAAGAAGACACGACUCCACCGUGUGAUGAUGUUGUUACUGAGAAUGUUGAAAACAAUUUAGAUUGGAAAAAUAGGCGCCAAAGUGUGAAUUAUUUACGUAAUACCUCCGCUGUAUGUCGAAAAUGUAAACGUUGUCAGGAGACGGUUUUAAAUGAAACUACUUCAAGUACAUACGAUUCGUUUGUAUUGCCUCCAUUACCGCCCCUUCCCGAUUUAGGGCUAGAUCGUUUAAGACGUUUACGCAAACGACCUAUUAUAUCGGAUGUAAAUAUUAUGUGGCAGCGCGUCAGCUUAGAUCGAACAAUAAUCAAUCCUUUCAAUAUUUCCGACGAUGAGAGCCAAAUUAUUUCCGAUCUAGAUGACGAAACGGAAGAGGAGUCUAGUGCAGUUGCAAAAUGUAUUCGAAAUUAUAAAAAUGAUUUAUUAAGUUUCGAAACUGACCUCCUGAUGCAACAACAAAACAAAACUUGCAAAGAUAAACUGCCAUUUGUUUUAAGAUUGGAUGCCCUUUUAAGUGCAAACUCAACUAAUUGGAUAUUCGACUUUCAAAUGCAGUCUCGUGGCAUAUUACUAUUCACUCAUAAACAAUUGUUCACGUUUGCAAUAUCAUUGCAAUUUGAUGAAAUAGAUUUAUUUGGGAACGACAUCAAUGUAAAAUGUGUGAAACUAGAAAAAGGACACGUAUUGGAAAAGAAUUGGAAAGCAAUUGAUUUUGUUUUAGAUUUUCAAUUAAAAUUGAAUUUACCUUUUGAUCUUCAGUCGUUGUGUGAAGGCAGCAAUGAAGGUGAUGUAUUCAAAAUGCUGCAAGCAAUCGAUCGAGUAUGUUUGGAUACUAUACAAAUGGGAAAUUAUUUGCAGCGAAUAACUUUUACGAAUCAAGCAUCGAUUAUAAGAGAUGAAUUGCGAACGUACGUACGUAAAAUUAUUCGUAAAAUUGUCAAGAGAACUGAUAAUGAUUUCAGAUAUGUGGAGAAAACUGAAUUUAAAGUGGAAUUGCUUAAUCUGAAGAAGCUGAGCUUCAAAAAUAUUAUUUCCCCAUCACUUCAUAAUUUUCGAGAAGAAAUUCAUUUACUGCCAACUGGCUUGCAGUUUUUAGAAGAAUUUCUACCGAACCCUUUGAAUUACAUCAAUCAGCAUUAGCAUUUAAUUCAUUUCAAUGUAAUUUUAUUUAUUAUAUUUAGUUACUAAUUUUAUUUUAACCACUAAAAGCUAAUUAAUCUAAAAUGUUGUUUAUAUUAACCCCUUUUUCACAUAUGUAGUAUAUGUUUGUUUUAAUAAAUUCACAAUAUUACA
Molecule: messenger RNA, 7312 nt
Organism: Lucilia sericata (common green bottle fly)
Lineage: Eukaryota; Metazoa; Arthropoda; Insecta; Diptera; Calliphoridae
Exons: 9
Coding region: 134-7159 (2341 amino acids)
Source: RefSeq, a predicted model, not a curated record